Molecule: messenger RNA, 1777 nt
Organism: Nematolebias whitei (Rio pearlfish)
Lineage: Eukaryota; Metazoa; Chordata; Actinopteri; Cyprinodontiformes; Rivulidae
Gene: elk1
Product: ETS transcription factor ELK1
Biological process (GO): cell differentiation; regulation of transcription by RNA polymerase II
Cellular component (GO): nucleus
Molecular function (GO): DNA-binding transcription factor activity, RNA polymerase II-specific; sequence-specific DNA binding
Source: RefSeq, a predicted model, not a curated record
AACAUCAUCAAGAAGGUGAGCGGUCAGAAGUUUGUGUAUAAGUUUGUGAGUCAGCCCGACCCCUCCCUGCCUGAUGGGGUCCGCAGCCUCGAGGAUGGCCAAAGGAAAGACAUCUCUGACCCAAGCAACCAGUUAAAAGGUCUGGGGGCCGUGGCUUCUACCUGUCAAUCAAAAGGCGUACCCCAGAGAUCGUCACCCAGCAGCUCCCAGAAAAGCUCCAGAAACGACUACAUGAAGUCCGGCCUCUACUCCACCUUCACCAUCCAAUCUCUGCAGACCCCACCCAACAGCCGGCCAAUCAAAUCAGAGCUCCUGCUUCAGCCAGACCCCGCCCCCAAGGCUGACUGCCUGCCCAGAGAGGUCUGCGCUCUCCCAGAGAGUAAACCCUCCCCGUCACUGGGAGGUGCUGCCGACUCCUCUCUGCAGGUUCUUGUCUCGCAGACGUCUCCCUGCCCAACUCCGGCGCUCAGCCCGCAGAUUCCAAGCAGCCAAUCACAGAACCCCCCCGGAGCCCCUCUGAGCGACCCGCCCCAGAUUUACCUCACCACCGUUGGAGACCCAUCGUCCCUCAACCCUCUCCUUCCCCUCAGGCCCGUCGGAGCAGCAGGAAGUCCCGCCCCCCCUUCCCAUGUUUCUCUGUGUCCCCCCCAGUUGUCGCCACAGGACAGCGCUCCCAUCUUUCCUCCUCACCCCCAGGCUGCUCCUCACCCCCCUCCUGUGUUUGUCAUAAUCAACCCGUCUCCUCCCCAACAGCAGCAGGCCCCGCCUUCCACUAAGGCUCCGCCCACCCCACGUCCUCCCCCACCCCACAUCGUCAUCAAGGAGGAGAACCUCCCGUCAGAGGAGGAGCUGCUGGAGAUGGUAACACUGGAGAGGAAGCAGGCGGAGCAGGUCCCUCAGCUGAUCUGUGGCCCAUCAGAACCAGAAUCUCCCCUCAGCAUCGUGGAGAGCCCGCCCCCUCCCUGUAUGGAGCCAGAGGGAGGGGAGGAGGCGGCCAAGGACUCUCUGACAGAUCCCUCCGCCCCCCCGCUGACCUCCUCCUCCUCGUCAUCAGGUGCCUCCACGCCGGGCGCCGUUCCUCCCAAACCCAAGAAGCCACGGGGCCUGGAACUGCCCUCCUCCCCGUACCUCCCCCCAGGCCUGUCCCUGGAUAAGGUGAACGCAGCGGUCAACAAUCUGCUGGCUCCUGGAUCGGCGACUAACACGCUCACCCCGACUGUCAUCACCUCCCACGCUCUGACUCCCGUCCUGCUGACUCCCAACGCUCUGCCCUCAACCAUCCACUUCUGGAGCACGCUCAGUCCCAUCGCACCCUCACCCGCCAAGCUGUCCUUCCAGUUUCCCUCCAACGGCAGUAACCAGAUCCACAUCCCGGCGCUGAGCGUGGACGGACUCUCCACCCCCGUGGUUCUGUCCCCCGGACCCCAGAAACCCUGAAUCCCUCUCGACUCUCAGAGAUCUGAGGAGGAUCGGACUCAUGGGGUGUUUCUGACAGAGAAUCGGACAAUGAAGGACGUCCUUCGUUCUUCUUAAGCCCCGCCCCUGCAUCUUCUGAAAGCAGAGGGGGCGGAGCUGCUGCAGAUUCGUUUGACUUUAGAGCAUCGAGCCGGAAACUGAUCGGACUGGUGUGUAACCAUGACGACCGCAAGCAUCAGGACCGGUUUUUACACCAGAAACGCUAAAGAAAGGAACCAGAACUUUUUAAUAAACCCAGCCCGAGGUGGACCGGGUUAUUUAUUGCUGACCUCGCUGCAGAUGCUUACAGAACUUUUUCUUC